AUGGCUCUGAGCUCCCGGGCGCACGCCUUCUCGGUGGAAGCCUUGGUGGGGAGACCUAGCAAAAGAAAACUGCAAGACCCACGAGAGAAAGCGCAGCCUGAGCUGCGGGAGAAAGAAGACGGAGAGGAGGAGGAAGAGAGAUGGAGCGGCGCCGCAAGGAAGAAGAGCGAGCAGCCGGCAGAAAAGCUUUCCAAGAAAGAGCCCUCAGCAACUGCUUUCUCAGGCUGUGGCGGCGACGGCAGCAGCAAUGAAAGUUUGGAAGAGGAAGACGCUAUCCAAGUGGAGCUUCAAGGAUCUGAGCUCUGGAAGAGAUUCCAUGACAUUGGGACUGAGAUGAUUAUUACCAAGGCCGGCAGGCGGAUGUUCCCUUCUGUUCGAGUCAAAGUGAAAGGGCUGGACCCAGGGAAGCAGUACCAUGUGGCCAUCGACGUGGUGCCGGUAGAUUCCAAACGCUAUAGGUACGUGUACCAUAGCUCUCAGUGGAUGGUAGCCGGGAAUACAGACCACUCAUGCAUCACUCCCAGGUUCUAUGUUCACCCAGACUCACCCUGCUCUGGAGAGACCUGGAUGAGGCAGAUCAUCAGCUUUGACCGUGUGAAACUCACCAACAACGAAAUGGAUGACAAAGGCCAAAUUAUUUUGCAGUCCAUGCACAAGUACAAGCCCCGUGUUCACGUGAUGGAGCAAGACAGCAGGAUUGACCUGUGCCGGAUUCAGUCCCUGCCCGCUGAAGGGGUUAAAACAUUCUCCUUUAAAGAAACUGAGUUCACCACAGUAACAGCUUACCAAAACCAGCAGAUUACCAAACUGAAAAUAGACAGGAAUCCUUUUGCUAAAGGAUUUAGAGAUCCUGGAAAAAACAGGUGUAUAUUGGAAGGGCUUUUAGAGACCUACCCAUGGAGGCCUUCUCUCACUCUGGAUUUUAAAAUGUUUGGUGCAGACACACAAAGUGGAAGCAGUGGCUCAUCUCCAGUGACCUCUAGUGGAGGGGCUGCCUCUCCUUUGAACUCCUUGCUUUCUCCACCUUGUUCCCCAUCUACAUUUCACUUACCUACAAGCUCCCUUGGAAUACCUAGUCCAGAGGUGUACCUGCACAAUAUCAAUCUUCCCCUUUGCUACAAGAUUUGUCCAACUAAAUUUUGGCGACAGCAGCCUCUUGUCUUCCCUGCUCCUGAAAAGCUAGCAAGCAGCAGCAGUUCUCAGUCCUUAAACCCACUCAUGAUGGAAGUUCCCAUGUUAUCCCUGGGAGUCACCAAUUCAAAAAAUGGUUUAUCUACAGACUUCAGUGGGCAGUGUUUACAAGCACCUAAUUCUUCUAAUCAAAUGUAUGGAUCACAGGAAUCUGGAAAUAUUUUAUCACCAAACCCCAUUCCCCAGGAAGCAAUUGGUUGCUCUUUCCAUCCUUCCUUUGGCUUUUAUAGGUACAAGUUUUCUGUGCCAUCUAGACUGGUAAAUGCUUCCAGUAAUCUCAAAGUGAAUGACAGCAGUCAAGUUUCUUUUAGAGAAGGCAAAUGCAAUCAUACUCAUUGGUAUCCAACAAUUAAUCAUUGUCUUUAA
Molecule: messenger RNA, 1557 nt
Organism: Pteropus alecto (black flying fox)
Lineage: Eukaryota; Metazoa; Chordata; Mammalia; Chiroptera; Pteropodidae
Gene: TBX22
Product: T-box 22
Exons: 8
Coding region: 1-1557 (518 amino acids)
Biological process (GO): cell fate specification; regulation of transcription by RNA polymerase II; positive regulation of DNA-templated transcription
Cellular component (GO): nucleus
Molecular function (GO): RNA polymerase II cis-regulatory region sequence-specific DNA binding; DNA-binding transcription factor activity, RNA polymerase II-specific
Source: RefSeq, a predicted model, not a curated record